Messenger RNA from Grosmannia clavigera kw1407, 1008 nucleotides. Its product is annotated as meiotic recombination protein dmc1. NCBI's taxonomy places the organism in Eukaryota, Fungi, Ascomycota, Sordariomycetes, Ophiostomatales, Ophiostomataceae. Gene Ontology annotation, biological process: rRNA processing; ribosomal small subunit assembly. The coding region runs from base 1 to 1008 and encodes 335 amino acids. The transcript has a single exon. Gene Ontology annotation, cellular component: UTP-C complex; CURI complex. The record is from RefSeq and is a predicted model, not a curated record.
AUGGCUCCCAUUCCAGCCACAAUAGGCGAUUUCUCCGUUCUACCGGUACGGAUGCCGGCACUGCCAUCGCUCGAGAUGGCAGAGCCGGCCACACACUAUAUCUAUGUGAGGCCCAAUGCGCCCAAGAUCCCGACAGCCGACGACGAACGCAGCCUCUUUCUAGCCAACGUGCCGGCCGACAGCACGGAGGCACAUAUGCGGGCGAUUUUUGCACAGCUAGUGGGCCCGGGUCGUUUCGAGUCGAUUGUGUUUGAGGACGAGCGGCGACAGGCGGCGGCAGUGUCGGAAAGCGCGAAGACGGCGAUUCUUCCAGGCCAGGCAGCGCGGCUAGCAGCGUUGCAGUCGCGCAAGAGGAAGCGGGAAAGCCGGAGCGGAGCGGCAGCGGACGACGACGCCGAGAAUACGGCGGAGACGGCCCGGGAGCAGCAGGCACGGCUGCCGUCGACGUGGCCGCAGCGGCUUCGACGGAGCGGUAGCACAGCAGUGGUGCUUCUGGUGGACGAGCGGAGCGUGUCAGCAGUGUUAAAGGCAGUGGCCAAGACGCACGUGCGGGGCGGCAAGGUGGUAGAAUGGGCGUCUGGGGCGACGAUGCCGAGCUGCGGUCCUUUUUGGCUGGCUGCACACAACCGGCUCGUGUAUCCGGACCGGGCGACGAUCGACAGCAGCGUCAACGCGUUCUUUGCGCUGUACAACGAGCGCGAAGCGGCGGCGGCCGAGACGGCGCGACGGCUGCGCAACGAGCCCGACGAGGACGGAUUUGUCACGGUGACGGGUGGCGGCAACAGCGGCGCUGGCGGCGUGGCACGGCGAGCCGAGGCCGAGGCGGCACGCGCGAAGCAGCUGGCCAAGCAGGAGAAGAAGACGGCGGAGCUGACCAAUUUUUACCGCUUCCAGCUGCGCGAGCAAAAGAAGGAGGAGCAGGCCGAGCUGCAGCGACGGUUCCAGGACGACCGGCUGCGCGUGGCGGCGAUGCGGGAGAAACGCGGCAAGUUUCGGCCAGAGGCGUAG